AUGUCAUUGUCAUUGCCAAUACUGCCACUGAUUGUACAAAAGAAAAUAAUACUGCUGGUGAUUAACGUGAACUAUCGUUGCAAGUUCAAAAAGAAAGAUAUUGCCAAUCUAUGUUGUUUAUCAAAGAAAUGGCUCGUGAUCAUCACUGAGAUACUCAGCCAGAUGAACUUUGGUUACAGGGUGCCGUUGAACUGCUCAGUCAAGAAAUUGUACUGGCUUCUAAAGACUGCGGACAAGCGAAACACAUCUGGCGUCUCCAACAUCCUUCGACGCUACCGACUGGAUAUCUUGGACCUCAAUGCCCUCACACCUGAGGUCAAGGAACUGCUCACCACCUUUAGUCUUGGCCACGUUACAGUGGUCUUCAACAAUGCAACGUCGGAUGAAUGUCUGCAGCAGACCAUCGAGUGUCUCAACACCAACUGGCGAGCUAGGGUCACAUCAUUGGCCUUCAAGCUCAUCCCAGUGGAAUGCAGAAAACGCCACUUCGUCGCUACAUAA
This is a messenger RNA of Acytostelium subglobosum LB1, 501 nucleotides long. RefSeq lists its product as hypothetical. Lineage: Eukaryota; Evosea; Eumycetozoa; Acytosteliales; Acytosteliaceae. The record is from RefSeq and is a predicted model, not a curated record. The transcript has a single exon. The coding region runs from base 1 to 501 and encodes 166 amino acids.